Messenger RNA from Chrysochloris asiatica (Cape golden mole), 930 nucleotides. RefSeq names its product olfactory receptor 7E24-like. The coding region runs from base 1 to 930 and encodes 309 amino acids. Gene Ontology annotation, cellular component: membrane. Gene Ontology annotation, biological process: G protein-coupled receptor signaling pathway. Gene Ontology annotation, molecular function: G protein-coupled receptor activity; olfactory receptor activity. The transcript has a single exon. NCBI's taxonomy places the organism in Eukaryota, Metazoa, Chordata, Mammalia, Afrosoricida, Chrysochloridae. The record is from RefSeq and is a predicted model, not a curated record.
AUGGGACCACAGAAUCUAACAGGUGUCUCUGAAUUCCUACUCCUGGGACUCUCAGAAGAUCCAGAGCUACAGCCCCUCCUCUUUGGAAUGUUCCUGUCUAUGUACAUGGUCACAGUGCUUGGAAACCUGCUCAUCAUCCUUACCAUCAGUUCUGACACACAACUCCACACUCCUAUGUAUUUCUUCAUCUCGAUCCUAUCCAUGUCUGACAUUGGUUUGACUUCAGACACAAUCCCAAAGAUGCUUAUGAAUAUACGCACACACCACAGAAUCAUCUCUUAUGCUGACUGCUUGACUCAGUUAUAUUUCCUAACUUUUUUUGGAAGUAUGGACAAUCUACUUUUGACGGUGAUGGCCUAUGACAGAUUUGUGGCCAUCUGUCACCCACUUCACUAUCCAGUUAUCAUGAACCCCUACCUCUGUGGCUUGCUGGUUUUGGUGUCUUUUUUUCUCAGUAUUUUGGAAUCCCAACUGCACUACUUGAUGAUGUCACUAUUUACCUUCUGCACAAAAAUGGAAAUUCCUCAUUUCUUCUGUGACCCUUCACAACUCUUCAACCUCGCCUGCUCUAAGACAACCACUAAAAACAUACUAGCUUAUUUAAUGGGUGCCAUAUUUGGUGGUAUUCCAGUCUCAGGUAUCCUAGUCUCCUACAUUCGAAUUAUUUCCUCCAUUCUGAAAAUCCCAUCAUCAGGCGGGAAGUAUAAAACAUUUUCCACCUGUGGCUCUCAUCUGUCAGUCAUUUCCUUAUUUUAUGGAACAGGUAUUGGAGUGUACCUGAGUUCAGCUGUCUCAACCUCUGUCAAGAGUGGUGCAGUGCCCUCAGUGAUGUACUCCGUGGUCACCCCCAUGCUGAAUCCCUUCAUUUACAGUCUGAGAAACAAGGAUAUCAAGAGGGCCCUGCAGAGGCUCAUCAACAGACCAGCAUAA